Pogonomyrmex barbatus (red harvester ant) is the source of this 1571-nucleotide messenger RNA. RefSeq names its product solute carrier family 35 member G1. NCBI's taxonomy places the organism in Eukaryota, Metazoa, Arthropoda, Insecta, Hymenoptera, Formicidae. The record is from RefSeq and is a predicted model, not a curated record. Gene Ontology annotation, cellular component: membrane.
AUUUUUCGAAUAAUUCAACAAUUUUGACAUAUAUUCGCGAAUCGAAUAAAAAUCCCGAUACUUUCAGUCGAGAUGAUAUUAUUCCAUCCCAUUCUUUAUUGAUGGAUUAUGUUUGCGGCUCUCUUCUGUCCUAAAAAGCGAUCCCCUUAUUUUUAUCGGCAGUCUCGCCUCAUGGUCAUUUCUCCACUCGCCCGAAUCUUCCUAACGUCAUUGAUCCGCAAUAAUCCGUCGGUCGUCUAACUUAUGUUAAUUGCAGCCGGGCAGUGUCGCAGAUGCGUCGGGCGAGUGACGACAGUACAGCUUGCGCUUAGUGCUUGUCCGAUCUUUUCCUCUUGGUGAUUCCAGUUUGCAUACCGCGAUGAAGUUCAGUAUAGAAUCCACGGCGUCCUACAACAGCAUCCACCCGGCCUAUCACUACACCGAGCAGUUUGCCAACAAUGGCGAGACUUAUCGGGAUGGUACCAAGUGGUAUGGGGUGUUUUUGGCGUUUCUGUCGGGCACCUUCUUCACCAUCAGCUCCGCCCUGGUUAAGGCGGUCCGUAACGUGGACCCCAUGAUUCUGCUGGCCAUCCGCGCCCUGGCGCAGAUCCUGACAAUGGCCGUCGUCGCCUGCAGAGCAUCCAACGAUCUCUUCGGCCCCUCCGGUCAAAGAAUACUCAUACAUUUUCAGGGUCUAGUAGGUGGCAUGACUCUAUCGUUGCUAUAUUAUAGCUUCCGUGAAUUACCCCUGGGCGAUGCCACCACGAUCAUAUUCAGCUCGCCGGUGAUCGUCAUUGCGUUGUCCUUCCUUUUCCUAAAGGAACCCUGCGGGGUCCUGCGUAUAGCGGUGGUCUGCACGCUCUUGGCGGGCGUCGUCCUCGUCGCCAGACCGCCCUUCUUAUUUCAGAUGCACCGCGCCGAGAGUUACAAUCUUAUGGGAUAUCUGUGCGCCAUUCUGGCCACUCUCUUCACGGCGCUCAACAUCGUCGUUAUGAGGAAAUGCUCGGACAUACAUUACUCUAUCCUGGUACUGAAUCUGUCGUGUUGGUCGUUCGUUUCCGCGGUGUUCUUUUACUUCACGGUGUCCGGUCACGGCGCCGGUCACGAAUUCCACAAAUUUUGGCUGCCCCACGACUGGUACACCUGGGGUCAGAUCUUGCUGGUGGCAUUGACCGGCCUUACCGGUCAGGUAUUGGUGACGAAGGCGUUGAAGAUCGAGGGUGCCGGUAAGGUGUCGGUCACCAGAUCGCUGGACAUCAUCCUGGCGUAUGUGAUCCAAGUUUACAUCUUCGGCGAGAAGCCCACGUCGACCAGUUUGACCGGCGCGAUUCUCAUAAUCUCCUCCGUCGUUUGUAUGGGCUUCGAAAAGGAGAUCUACGCCGUCUGCGAUUUCAUCCCUUAAUUAAUGGAACGGGAUCUCGCAACUAAUGCGAAAGGAAAAUCAGACUGCGUUCUGUGAUGAAAGCAAGUGAAUCGACGAUCGACGAUUCCUACUUUUUUAAAUAACAGACUAGUCAAAGUACUGGGAUGUAAAGAUAAAUUAAUAAACUUUAACAAUAGUAUUAGGAUCAACGAAUGUUUAAUUAUUCAGU